GAGAGAGAACUAUGGGAGGAUAUAUGGGAGGGAGUGGUGGGAAGAAAGAGAAAGAAGAAUAAUGUAAUUAUAAUUUCAGAAAAUAAAAAUAUUACAUUUAAAAACAAGUUCUAAAAUUUAAAAAAAAAAAUAAAGCCUCUUGUGUUAAAAAAAAAAAAAAUUAUCUCAUGCUGUCUUUAGUUCACAAGAGAUGUAUUCUUUGCCCACUUCUGUGGUGUGGGACCUAAUAUCCUAAUGAACAGAUGGGGGGAAAAAAAACAUUGGAAUGUAUUAACAAAACCGUAUCAACCAAAGGUCCAAGAAUGGUAUCAGAUAGCACCUGAGGCCUGUAGCUGAGAUCUAUCCCUGUCUGUAACCUGUCUCUCUGUUAACAAGGUUUUGUUGUUGUUGUUGCUGUUUUUUGUUUUUGUUUGUGUUUGUGUUUUUUGGUUGUGAGCCUAGCCUUUAAUGGCUGAGCCAUCUCUCCAUCCCCAUCAAUGUAUUUUUACAAAUGCCUUAAUUUAUGACUUUCUUUGUUCUGUAACUAUAGAUACUUCAUGAAACUGCCUCCACAUUGAAACAUAGAAUUUGGUGGAGUAACCUAAAUCUGUGUUUCUGGGCCAUGAUGACUCAAAUUUGCCUCCCGAAUAAACUGACUCUUGUUUGUUUUGAGGUGAGAGCUGUGUUUUUACAUCAACAGUAACUGUAGUCCUCAUACUGUGCUUGAGAGUUCUAGACUCACUCAUCUACAGUCCUCAUACUGUGCUUGAGAGUUCUAGACUCACUCAUCUAUAGUCCUCAUACUGUGCUUGAGAGUUCUAGACUCACUCAUCUACAGCCCUCAUACUGUGCUUUAGAGUUCUAAACUCACUCACUCAUCUACAGCCCUCAUACUGUGCUUUAGAGUUCUAAACUCACUCAUCUAUAGCCCUCAUACUGUGCUUUAGAGUUCUAAACUCACUCACUUAUCUACAGCCCUCAUACUGUGCUUUAGAGUUCUAAACUCAUUCAUCUAUAGCCCUCAUACUGUGCUUUAGAGUUCUAAACUCACUCACUCAUCUACAGCCCUCAUACUGUGCUUUAGAGUUCUAAACUCACUCACUCAUCUACAGCCCUCAUACUGUGCUUGAGAGUUCUAGACUCAUUCUUCCCACUUAAUUGCACCUUCAUGCCUUUUGACCAAUACCGCCCCCCUCCACACUGGUGAUUAUGUAUUUGAGUUCCUUAGAUUUUAUAUAUGAGAUCACAUAAUAAUUUUUUUCUGUCUAGCUUAUUACACUUAACAUAAUGUCCUUCAGGUUCAUCCAGAACAAAAACAAGCAAGCAAGCAAGCAAGCAAAAAAACGGUCUGGAUGUGCAUCCAGGCUGGUCUCAAACUUGUGAGUCUCCUGCCUCAGCCUUUCAGGUUCUGAGAUUACAAGACCUGUAGCACCAUACCUGCUUUCUCUUUUUUUGUUUAAUGACUAAAUGAAAUCCCCAGAUAUGACCAUUUCUUUACUUAUCUGUCACCUGAUGCUUAGGUGGCUUCCAUAGUUUGACUCUUGGAUGAACAUGGAACACAGAAUCUCUUAACUUCCAGAUUUCACUUUCUUUUGAGCGUGCAUACAAAUAGUUGGAUUGGUAGGUCAUUUGUACUUCUAACUUCCUUUAAAGAUUUGUUAUAUUUUUUAUAUUUUUUGCUAUAUAUAUUUGAUGUGUUUUUUAAAUUGCGUGUCUCUAUCUGUGUGCAUGUAUGUGAAUGCUGGCCACAAAGAAGGCAUCAGGCACUCUGGAGCUAGUUUAGUUACAGGUGUUUGUGAGCCACCCGGUGUGGGUGCUGGGAAUUGAAGUUGGCAAGAGCACUGUGCCCUCUUAGCCACCGAGCCGACUCUCCUGCCCUCCUAUUUUUAAUUCCUGAGGAAGUCCUGUGUUGUUUUCCAUAAUGCCUAUACUAAUUUACAUUCCCACCUACCAAUACCAGAUCACCAAAAUAGUCACCAAGAGAAUCCAUGAAUGAAAUAACUAAUUAAAGCUCCUGCUGGAGAAGACAGAAAUAAAAAACAGCCUUGAGGGGGAAAAAAAAAAAGUGGAGAACUGCAAAUUGAAAAGGUAGGAAAACAAUUAGGAGUCACAUGGCUAGCUCCCUCCUUCAAUUAAGGAGCCAAGGGGGCAGCUCUCACUCUGGAAUAAAUGAAGAAACCUGGGUGAACCCGAACCAGAUCGACAAGGAGGAAGAGAGAGGUCGGGGGUGGGGAGCAAAUCAGGAACACAAACUCCAGGAGGAAACUACUCCAAUGGAGCGCUUUGUCCAAGUUCCGUACAGUUUCCACCAAGGCUAUGGGAGCACUCUGCCUGUGAGCCAGCCUGGCCUCUGGAGACACUGUAAACAGCAAGACUGGAGGCAAAACCUGGGCCCUCCUGUUUUCCUAGCCAGGCCAGGGCCUACACUACCAGCAAAUGCCUCUGAGUCCUGCGUCUACCCUUACAAGAGGGCUCAGCUUCAGGCCAUUCUCACCCGGAUGAACCCCAACCUGAGUCUGCGGCUCUGCCAGGCCAACACUAAGGACGUGGCUGUGCAGGUGAGCCUUCGGGUGGACAAGGCGGUGCAGUGCUCACUGGGACCUCAGACCCUCUACAGCGGCUCCCUCUGGGACAGAUCCAGCCUCGGGAAGCCCCCAGAAGCUUCCUGGAGGAGAGCCUUGGUCCAGCUGCCCAAGGAGGAGGGACACAGGGAAAGCCUAGAGCUUACGGCCAGUCCAUACACAUCGACGAAGCCAGAUGGUGACAAGCAGGAGAACCUCCCACAGCUGAAGGAAGUCGGGGAGGAAGAUGCCCCCAGCCCUCGGCAUGGGAAAAGCAAGCUGGUAGGUGGAAACAGUCACAGGCCACUACUUAAGCCCUCUUUUCAGUUUUUGGAGCCAAAGUACGGCUAUUUUCACUGUAAAGAUUGUAAGACCAGAUGGGAGAGUGCUUACGUGUGGUGCAUCUCUGGUACCAAUAAAGUUUAUUUCAAACAACUCUGUUGCAAGUGCCAAAAGAAAUUUAAUCCUUACAGAGUGGAAGCAAUCCAGUGUCAGACCUGCUCAAAAUCCUGUUGUUCCUGUCCUCAGAAGAAAAGACACAUUGAUAUCAGGAGGCCACAUCGCCAGGAACUUUGCGGUCGCUGCAAAGACAAGAGAUUCUCCUGUAGCAAUGUUUACAUCCUGUGACAGCAGCCGUGGUGUCUGGUUAAUAGACUUGGCAGUGGGGUGCGCCUCUGCGCAAGUCGGUUCUGACUGGACGAUGGCGAAAGGUGUAAGCUUUUGCCUUUGGGGUAGGUUGGAAACAGUUGUACAAUGUGAGUAGAAUAAAAUAAAUGCAUGUGA
Peromyscus maniculatus bairdii (prairie deer mouse) is the source of this 3323-nucleotide messenger RNA. RefSeq names its product zygote arrest 1 like (gene Zar1l). Lineage: Eukaryota; Metazoa; Chordata; Mammalia; Rodentia; Cricetidae. Gene Ontology annotation, biological process: translation. The record is from RefSeq and is a predicted model, not a curated record. Gene Ontology annotation, cellular component: cytoplasm.